AUGUCACAUCGUGAUACUGAUAAUAACAGUAUGCACAGCUUGCUGGACGAGAAGAUUAUUGACCUGGAAAAUUGUAGAAAACUAGUGAAAUCAUACAUUGACCUGCACCUGUACAGUGCCGCCUUGUUCUGGGCCGACAAAGUGGUCUCACUGAGCAAUGAGGAUCCAAAGGAUGUGUGCACUCUGGCGCAAUGUAUGUAUCUCAUGAAGCAGUAUCAUCGUGCUGCGCAUCUCAUAAAGAGAUAUGGAUUGGAGAAGAGCGACGUAAUGUGCCAUUACCUAACUGUGAGGUGCCUGCUGGAAGCAAAGGAAUAUAACGACGCACUUCAAGUAAUUAAUGAAUCCGAAAUAUGCACAAACAUAACGCAAGCAGGUAUCACCUUCGCUGAUCGCACCGACAUUUUUCAGGAUGCUCCAAAAAACGUUCAGAGCUCAAUAUUAUACGUGAAAGGAAGGGUAUAUGAAGCUAUGGAUAAUAGAGCAGUGGCGACCGAGUGCUAUAAGCAAGCCUUACAGUGCGACGUUUAUUCAUACGAAGCAUUUGAAGCCUUGGUGCAAAAUCAGAUGCUUUCAGCUUCCGAAGAGCGAGAACUGUUGGAAUCUUUACCAUUCACCGAACAAUGUACGAAAGGCGAAGCGGAACUCUUGCGACUGUUGUACGAUAGUAAAUUAAAGAAAUAUCAAGAACCGAACACGAAACAGUCGUUAAUUACAUGUAGCGUAAUGGGGAUUUGCGUCGCCGACAGAUUAGCGGACAAUUUGGACAUGGAAGUCGCAAAAGCUGAGAGAUUAUAUUACAACUGUGAUUAUCAUCAAUGUUUCUCGCUUACAGAGAAAAUCUUGAAAAAAGAUCCGUACCACAAUUCCUGUCUUCCGGUGCACAUUGCCUGUUUAGUUGAGCUUAAAAAAACCAACGCUCUGUUUUAUCUGGCGCACAGAUUGGUCGAUUUAUACCCGGAAAUGGCCUUAGCAUGGUUUGCAGUUGGAUGCUAUUAUUAUACUAUUGGCAAAAGUGAUCAAGCAAGAAGGUACUUGGCAAAGGCUACCGCACUGGACAGAUUGUUUGGUCCCGCUUGGUUAGCAUACGGACAUUCCUUCGCGGUUGAAAAUGAACACGAUCAAGCUAUGGCUGCUUAUUUUAAAGCGUCGCAAUUAAUGAAAGGUUGCCAUCUUCCGCUUUUAUAUAUCGGAUUAGAAUGCGGUUUGACGAAUAAUCUAAAACUGGCUGACAAGUUCUUUCAACAAGCUCAAGGAAUAGCACCGAACGAUCCCUUCGUGAUACACGAAAUGGGCGUUAUAUGUUUUUAUAAUUUAGAUUACAAAAAUGCAGAACGAUUAUUUAAGGAAGCUAUGAAAAGCAUUCAAGGCGACCUAAGGAACGUGAUUCUACCCAGUAAGUGGGAGGCGCUACUGAAUAAUCUGGGCCAUACUUGUAGAAAAAUGAAAAAAUACGACGAGGCACUAGAAUACCAUCAACAGGCGCUAGUUUUAGAUCCCCUGAACCCAUCGACUUACUCGUCGAUCGGAUUUAUUCACGCGCUAAUGGGGAACAUCCAGGAGGCAGUGGAUGCUUUCCACAGGGCGCUCGGUCUAAGGAGGGACGACACAUUUACCGCGACCAUGUUGGGUUACGUUAUGGAGCAACUGAUUGAUGAGGCACCCCCAUAUCCUGAUGCACCUACGGAGAUACCGAAAUAUAAAUUUGAGGAAAGUGAAGUCAGAUUGUCUGAGGAUAGCGAAGUUAGACUGUCUGUGGAGAAUUCCAGCAACGUGGGUAGCAGCAGCACGAGUGGUCAAAAUAUCGAUAAAUUAAGAGUGAAUCUGUUCUCUGGAAGCUGGGGAGAGAAUUCCGGCAAAGGAGAAGCCAGUACGCCCGGAAAGCUGGAGCAGCCAACGCGAGACGUGCUAGUCGUUAAUUAUUCGAACGGCGAUAGUUCCGAAGUUGAAAUGUUAGAUUCUUCGACCGCACAUAUAGAAUAUAAUUAGCUUGCAAACUUCUUUUCAAUCGGGAUAAAAAUAAUGGUGAUUUUUUUUUCACCGAACUGUAGCUUUGUUUAAUAUUCAGUGUAGCAAAAUGAUUGUAAAUAGCGUGUAUAUAUUUUUUCCUUUUUAUAUGUACUCUAAUUUUGAUACACCUUAUAAAGUCACACGAGCUUCUCGUGGGAAGAUAUUAUACUCCGUUGGUAUCGCAUCAGUCUGUAACAAUUUGUUAGCUUAAAAAAUAAAGAGGGCGAGGGUGAUUCUAAUAGUCAAGAAUCAGUUAUAACUAAUUUUUAUAUAGGGAAGGCGUUUUUUUCGCGUAUCUUAUUUUGUCUCAAAUAAAAAAUUUCUUUUUUCCCUAUA
This is a messenger RNA of Temnothorax curvispinosus, 2343 nucleotides long. It is a transcript of the gene Cdc16, whose product is annotated as cell division cycle protein 16 homolog. Gene Ontology annotation, biological process: cell division. The record is from RefSeq and is a predicted model, not a curated record. Bases 1 to 1986 code for a protein of 661 amino acids. NCBI's taxonomy places the organism in Eukaryota, Metazoa, Arthropoda, Insecta, Hymenoptera, Formicidae. The transcript is spliced from 10 exons. Gene Ontology annotation, molecular function: protein binding.